Zea mays is the source of this 1193-nucleotide messenger RNA. RefSeq lists its product as uncharacterized. Gene Ontology annotation, molecular function: protein binding. NCBI's taxonomy places the organism in Eukaryota, Viridiplantae, Streptophyta, Magnoliopsida, Poales, Poaceae. The transcript is spliced from 3 exons. The record is from RefSeq and is marked provisional. Bases 62 to 1003 code for a protein of 313 amino acids.
CGGCAGCAAACUAACAAGGCACAUCGUACGCUCGAGGAGAGGAGCUGCGUUCGUGGUGUGCAUGGCGGAAUCGGCGAUCUACCGGCUGCCGGAGGAGUGCGUGGCAUACGCCAUCUCGCUGACGACGCCCGGCGACGCGUGCCACUCGUCCGCGGUGUCGCCGGCCUUCAGGGCCGCCGCGGACUCCGACGCCGUCUGGGCGCGGUUCCUGCCGCCGGACCACGCCGACAUCCUGGCGCGCGCCGACGACCCGGGCGCCGUCACCGCCGGCUGCGCGUCCAAGAAGGAGCUCUUCUCGCGCCUCUGCGACAGCCCCGUCCUCCUCGACGGCGCCACCAUGAGCUUUGGGCUGGAGAGGCGGAGCGGCGCCAAGUGCUUCAUGUUGUCGGCGAGGGCGCUCAGCAGGAAAAACGACCCUUCGCGCUGGACGUGGGCCGCUAGCCCGCCAGGAUCCAGGUUCCCGGAGGUGGUGAAGCUGCAGGACGUGUGCUGGCUGGAGAUCAGCGGGAAGCUCAGUCUGUCGCUGCUGUCUCCGGGGACGACCUACGCGGCGCACCUCGUCUUCGCCAUAGCCGACGACUCGUACGGCCUCGAGUGCCACGUCGGGAUGCCGGCGCUUAAGGCCACGGUCACCGUCACCGUCUCCGGCAAGACAACGAUGGCGGAGCACGACAUCUGCCUGCACCACAUGCAGGGCGAGGCGGAGGCCGCGGCGCACCGGCGGACGCAGCAGUACGUGCGCCUCCGCAGGGGCUACGGCGGCGGAGGGAAGGCGACGGUGCUGACGACGACGAGGGAGGCCGACCCCGACAUCAGGUGCCCCCGGCGGAGGGGCGACGGGUGGGCCGAGGUCGAGGUGGGCGAGUUCGCCGUGGCGGGCGACGAGGGCGACGCCGCGGACGUGGAGGUGACGGUGCAGGAGGAUAGCCUGCGCUGGAAGAGGGGCCUCGUGGUGCUGGGCGUCGACAUCCGGCCCAAGCAGCACACGCCAACGCCAUGCUAGCUAGCUAGCGCAAUGGCCGGUGCCCGCUGCCCGGUGGAUUUUAUUUUUUAUACAAAAAUCUAGGGAGAAAUUAACAAGCUAAGUGCUGAUCAAAUUAGAUCCAGUCAGGAACAGGUAGGCGAUGUGCCCACUGCUCAAUAAGGCCAAGCUUUAAAACCUGUAUCUUUUAUGGACAGACUAGUGCACUUUU